Macrobrachium nipponense is the source of this 5002-nucleotide messenger RNA. It is a transcript of the gene crp, whose product is annotated as helix-loop-helix protein 11-like. The coding region runs from base 236 to 1888 and encodes 550 amino acids. The transcript has 8 exons. Lineage: Eukaryota; Metazoa; Arthropoda; Malacostraca; Decapoda; Palaemonidae. The record is from RefSeq and is a predicted model, not a curated record. Gene Ontology annotation, biological process: regulation of transcription by RNA polymerase II. Gene Ontology annotation, cellular component: nucleus. Gene Ontology annotation, molecular function: DNA-binding transcription factor activity, RNA polymerase II-specific; RNA polymerase II cis-regulatory region sequence-specific DNA binding; protein dimerization activity.
AGCAGCAGCAGGCUGCCAUAUGGCCGCUCUGCCACAUAUCUCCCUUUUUCGACCUAUGUGGCGGCCACCUCUCCCUCGCAUCCCUUCCAUCAUUGCGUCGGAGGACUCUUAUAGAUUGUGAUGCUGUAUAUCCGUGUUUUAAAUGUGAAUUGAUGGCGGUAGAAAGUUUGUUUUCUUCCAACAGCUGAUAUUGACGUGAUCAGCUGAUGAUGAUGAUGUUGGGGUCUGAAGUCACAUGGAGGAGCCCCGCGCACACUCAGGAUUGGGCGGCCGACCCGUUUCUCCCAAGACAGCCAUGGAGCAAGAAAAGCGCAUUAGGCGUGAAAUCGCUAACAGCAACGAACGCCGUAGAAUGCAAAGUAUCAACGCUGGAUUUGCUUCCUUGAAGACCCUUCUGCCCCAUCACGAAGGCGAAAAACUAAGCAAGGCAGCAAUAUUGCAACAAACGGCCGAGUACAUUUAUCAAUUAGAGCAGGAGAAAACUCGUUUACUUUCCCAGAAUUGUCAGUUGAAAAGACUUCUUAAUCAACAACAACACCAUGCUGAUGCUGAAGGUAGCCCAGCAGCUGGGGAUAAUGCUUGUGAUGAUGGAGUCACCACUGUUGGUGAUACUGUUGUUAGCACUCAAGUGGAUAAUGGGCCUGCUACAGAAGAGCUACGCCGUGAGAUGAUCGAUCUGAGAGUGCAGUUGGAUCGUGAACGACGUCAUCGCAUGUCUCUUGAAGAGCACAUCCGAUCUCAAGAUGCACAAACUUUUCCAGAUCGCAUAAAGGAUUUGUCACAACCGAAAUCAGAUAUACGUGAAGUGAAAGUGGAAACUCCACCUGGACCUGUGGUAACAGAGACAAACGUUACAAUCCCACCUCCACCAACAGCAGUAGAAGUAAGCACUUUACGACAGGCACCUGUGCAAGUGGUGAAAACAGAAGCUGAAAUUAAAAUGGAAAGCCCUCGCCAGUCACCUCCCCGUCAUCAUGCACCAUUAUCGAUACAAAGCCCUGUGACUACGACUACCAUUACAACUCCUGCAGCUGCAAUUGCAACUGCUACAACUAUCACUCAACCAGCUCCACGUCAGCCAGCCACAGCAGUAUUAAGUCGACAAACAGUCACCCACACACAACACAAUCCAAUUCAGGGAACUAUUGUGUCUGCACCUCCUGCAACCACCAUUGUAACGGUUGUUCCAUCAGCUAAGGGUGGUGUAGAUGCUUUGCCAUCUGUGUUUGAGGCUUUAACAGCAUCUGGCAGAUUUGGAGCAAAGGUUGAGGUUGAACCAGCACCAAGAGUUCCAUCUCCUGAAGCUACAAUUGAAUAUGUCGAUGACAACAGAAAUAGAACUGUGUAUAUUGUGAACUCUACUAAUGCAGCCUGCCAGAAGUCUCUGGAUACUAUUUGUGAGGCUAUUCGUCACUUGGAAGGUGACCAUAUGUUCCAAACUGAAGAGCAGCAUCCACGCAUUGAAGAGGAAAUUAUUACAGAGGAAACUCUCACCAUUGAAGAUCAUGCAGGACAACAAGUGACACUGACUGGUUCUCAAGUUCCUGUGACAAUAGGAAGUCAUGUUACCCUAACGGGUGGAGAUGAGCCCAUCACCCUGCAUAUGGUAGGCGAGCCUCAGGAAGUUCCACUUGAAUUAACAACUCAUCGUCCUAGCCAACAGAGUUCAAGCCACUCAAACUUGCACUCUUCUCCACAGUCUACUAUAAGCCUUACUACCAGACCCUCUCAUCAAUCUCCAAGUCACUCAUCCACAACCACCACAUCCUCAAAGGAUGACUGCACUCCAGUAUGUAGUAUUUCAACAACCACAUCCUCCCACUCCUCACCUUCACAAAGUUUGUUGCAGGCGACUAGACCAGGUGUUAUUGUAGUUAAACAUCCAUAAUACAAUUCUGUUUUAUCCUUCAUUGUUUGUCUGUGUUAAUACAUUAGGAACUUUAAACUCAUUGGCCACAGCUCUUCAAGUACUUUCUUUUCUUGCAUAAGGUUGUGGAUUCCGUGCUUUGUGCUUGACUAGUUGGGAAUUUUAGAAAUGCUAAACAUAUAAUAGCUCAGCAUACAAACAGUGGAAGUGACAAUUUGCUGUCCUGACAAGGAAGAGGUGGAUGGCCAGUGUGGAUUAAGAAACUUGUAUAUAAUAUAACAUGAGUGUAUAAAGUGUAGAUUUAGGUGUGAAAAAAAAGUGAUGAGUUACCAGAGACACAUCAAUAGUGACUGGCAGAAUCUCAUGCUGCAUUAUAUGCUUAUUCUCUCUAUUGAGUCUGAAUGUUGUGCUUGAAUGUCAUAUUUGGGUGGCACAUGAGUUUUUUUUUUCUAUUUUAGACAUUGCCAAUAAUUUUGGAAAUUUUUUUAGUACUCUGUUCAUUCCGUGUGUAAUGUGACAAAUGUGUUCAGGUGUAAAAAUGUCUCCAAGUUUAUCUGGUGCCACUCAAAUAAUGCCGGCAAAAAUGAACUGUGUGUGGAGUUACAAGAGGCUAAUUUUGACUUAGCAGCAAUUAGUAAAUUUAUUGGACACAAAAGUGUUGAUUUGUAAAAGAAAAAAUGAAAGAGAGAAGUUUGUAUAGUUUUCCAAUUGCAGGCAUGAUGCAAACGUGUGGUAACACAAUUCAUUGCCUACAGUGACCGAAAUGUGAUUGCAACUAAGUACCUGGAAUUGGGUGCAUGGUAGUUAAUUGGCUCAAAAGUAGUUUCAAGUCUUGCCUCAGUUUUUACUCCCCAAGUUCUUGUGAUGUGUAGUAGUUCAAUGUAACCUCCAGCCAGCAGUGUUAUUGCCGUUAUCAUCAAUAUUCUCAAUUUAAGUCUAUUGCCCCCUCAAUGUUAUUUGCUUUUCAAUAAAAAAAAAAGUUCAUUAUUAGAGUGAAUAAAAUUUAGUUAAGUGAAAUAAAAUUAAUUAUGAAGACUAAAUGUAAGGGUUGUUUUUAGGGUGGGUAUAGCAGAAAGCAGUUUUGAAGAAAAUAAAAGUUUGCCAAGUUAGUCGGCUGACUGGUAAAAGCUCUAAAUAUUCAAACUGCUCUUGCUUUUAAAAGGUUAGGGGGCAAGAGAUUGAAAAGCAGUAUUGGUUUUCAUUUGGGAAUGUCAGACAAGUUAGAGUUACAGUUUUAAUCUCUUGAAGUGUUCUGGAGAGGCCAUAUCCGCCCAAUAUAAUGUUUUAUAUUUAAUGAAAGUUUAUGGUUUUUCAGAGUUAUGUCCAAAGGGUAAGUAAAAAUGAAUAUUAUUAUCUAGAAGCUUUUAGCAUUAAUUGCGGUUUCUUCUUUUAGGUAAACUUGUCCACUAAGUAUUAGAAAGUAUACUUUGGAAAAGUGCAGGCAUUUAUCAUGUAUGGAGUAAAUGUUGAAACUGGUGUUGGCAAAGUAUUUGCAUUUUGCAGAUAAUUGAACUGCCCAUUGGGUAAUAUAUAUAUAUAUUCAUAAAAUAUCCAUUUUUAGAUUUUCCAGGUUGACAAGAACUGGAAGGUCUAGGGAAUUGCUCAAGUAGGGUACCCUAUCCAGUUCCCUUCUGGCACUUGCAUUUCUUUUAUUUUAAUUUUAUGUACUCUAAUGAUUAUUUUUCUUUAUGGAAGUAAAAAUAAGUAAAUCGGUAGCAUUCCUUGAUGAUUAUGUGCCAGAAUGGGACUCUUGUAUUACCUCUAUAGUUUUGGAUGCAGUCUGGGGCAUUUAUGAAGCAACCAGUAGCAGUACAGGAACAAGUAAUGCCUUUUAAUUUUGGGAUGGUAGGUUUUAGUUUGGGAUUUAGUAGAAUUUAAAGAGGAAAUUUAAAGAUAGCAAGUGGCUUUUUACAGAAUUUCUUUGAAAUCAGUUUUACUGAUGUGCAGCUAAAUGCAAGAAUGUAAAGGGCCAGUACUUAUCUAAAAGUAAUGUUUCAUUUCUAUCUUUUAUACUUCAAUAUUAUAUGAGUGAACCUGCUAUUGGCUGCUUGGUGUGUUUUUCCAUAUUUUCAUAUCUAGAAGAUAUUUGUAAUUUACUGUACCAUUCAUUGUUACAAAUUGAAGUUUGUGUGUGUAUUAUACGUAAACUGGAGAUAAACUGACUUGGCAGUUAGGUUAAUGGAUGUAAUUUAAAAAUAUAUAUAGUAUAUAUAUGUAUAUACAUAUAUAUAUGAUGAGAAGUUGUUGUCUGAGUUAUUAUGUGCAAAUGUGUUGGUGUUGUUGAAUUUGAUAUGCAAGGUUUGCAUGUUAUAGAAUGUUUGUAUUGUACCACAUUGCAAAGGUAUUGCCAAUGUGUUAGCCAAAGACCAAAUAGCAAAAAAAAAUUUUGCUAUUGUGUCCGAAGUGAAUCAUUGUUCUCAAGAAAGGUAACCAUAUUUCGUUUUUAAUAAAAUUAUGCUGUUAUUUGGUGGUUUUUUCUCUUAUCAGAACCAGAUUGUAGCACAAUACAAACAUUAGACUAAUUGUUUUCUAAAACUUACAAAAGUGUAAGGUAUCAGUACAAAUAUUUAUUAUGGGCUAUUAGCAUAGAUAUUUCCAUCCCUUCCCUCACAAUUAACAUCCAUUAAUGUAACAGAACAAGGAAAUUUUAGUUGCUUUUCCUCCACAUGAGAAUGUGCUGUGUACCCAAUACUCUCAUAAGCUUACAAGAUAACCAUGCACACCUUUCAUCUACAAUAGCAAUUACUGACAAGUAUGCAAUUCCAGUGCAAAAUUUUUUUAUAUACUCAUUGUAGUCCUUCAUUUAAAGUGUUGAAAUUGCUACUAGUAUGGUAUUUAUCUGUGAAAAGUAACUAAAUCCGCUAUAACUUUGGAAAGUAACAGUAAACAGUUAAGGACGGCAGGUACUGUACUCUUUGUUUUAUACCACCAUUGUCUGCAGGCUAACUCCUAAAAGCCAAAGAUUUUUAAUUACAUACCUUCAUACAUAUUUAGUGCUGUUCUUAAGAAUUAUUGUACAGUUGUCUAAAACCUCGCAAACUCCAUUGUUUCCCUGGCAGACAUCUGCUUUUUUUCUCCUUUUUUACAGUUUCAUUAUAAGACUGGAGAUGAAAAUAAACUUGAUUGUAUAAUAAA